Molecule: messenger RNA, 1348 nt
Organism: Pseudoliparis swirei
Lineage: Eukaryota; Metazoa; Chordata; Actinopteri; Perciformes; Liparidae
Gene: nudcd3
Product: NudC domain containing 3
Exons: 6
Coding region: 110-1228 (372 amino acids)
Biological process (GO): protein folding
Cellular component (GO): cytoplasm
Source: RefSeq, a predicted model, not a curated record
GCACAACGUUCCCCGGGCGAGUUCCACUUGAAUCUAAACUUAUAUUUAUUGAGUCGCUUUGGCUGUAUUGGAUCAAACGACAACAAAACGACACACAGCGACAGCCGCGAUGCAGAUGACGGAGACGUACGACCACGCGCUGCUCGGGAUCCUGCAGCACGCCGGGAACAUCAAGGACUUCCUGCAGGUCUACUUCGGGUUCCUGUACCGCAAGACGGACUUCUACCGCCUGCUGUCGGGCCCCGACGACAAGAUGGGCUUCCCCCCCGGGGUGGCGGAGAAGAUGGCGCUGAAGACGUUCAGGAUGUUCGAGAAGCUGGCGGAGAGCGACCGCGAGAGGCAGCAGAGCGAGUUGCAGAGGAGGGAGGAGAGGAGGGAGGAGGAGAGGAGGAAAAGGGAGGAGAGGAAGCAGGAGAAGAGGGAGGAGGAAGAGAGGAAAGAGGAGGAGAGCAGGCUCGUCCCACCGGCGCUACAAGAGCUGGAGGUCGCCGCCGAGGAGACGGUGGAGCAGAGCAUCGAGGAGGAGGAGAAGAAGGAGGAGGAAGAAGAGGAGAAGAAGGAGGAAGUGGAGCGCCGUCCGUCAGCUGUUCCGGCUCCGGCCACCAGGGGAGCGACCGGCGGAGCUUCAGCCCCGACGACUGCAGCCGGAACCAGUCAGCAGAGGUUCCAGUGUGACCCUGACAGCUACAAUGGCGCCGUGAGGGAGAACUACAGCUGGUCUCAGGACUACAGCGACCUGGAGAUCCGAGUGUUCGUGCCUCCGACCGUCGUCAAGGGCCGGCAGGUGCGCGUGUGUCUGCAGAGCGGCAGCAUGCAGGUGUGUGUGCUGCAGGGAGAAGAGCAGCUGGUCCUCAUGGAGGGAGACUUCACCCACAAGAUCAACAUGGACGACUCCCUCUGGAGCCUGGAGCCCGGGAUCUGUGUGCUGCUGUCACUCAGCAAGACCUCGGAGGUCUGGUGGAACGCGGUCCUGAAGGGGGAGGCGGAGAUCGACGUGAACCAGAUCAACCGCGAGCGCUCCAUGGCGACGGUGGACGAGGAGGAGCACGCCGUGCUGGACCGGCUCGCCCACGACUACCACCAGAAGCUGCAGGGCAAGCCCCAGAGCCACGAGACGAAGGUGCACAACAUGCUGAAGAAGGGCUGGGAGGCCGAGGGCUCGCCCUUCAAAGGUCAGCAGUUUGACCCCUCCAUGUUCGACAUCCCGCCCAGCGCCGUGCAGUUCUGAGGAGGAGGAGGGGCCUGCUGAUUGGACAGAGACAUUGUUUACCUGGGGGGGGGGGGUCAAUGUUUGUUUAUUUGCUGUUUUGACAUGUUUGAAAUCUGAUAAAUACAUUUACUUUGUUCA